Molecule: messenger RNA, 384 nt
Organism: Debaryomyces fabryi
Lineage: Eukaryota; Fungi; Ascomycota; Pichiomycetes; Serinales; Debaryomycetaceae
Exons: 1
Coding region: 1-384 (127 amino acids)
Source: RefSeq, a predicted model, not a curated record
AUGGAAGAAAUUGGGAAAGAAAGAAUUAAAGUAAUUGAUGAUUUAAAACAAAAAUACCAACAGAAACUGGAGAUUUACGACGAAAUGGUCGAUGGAAAUAAAAAGACAUGCUUAAAUCUAGGGAAUUUCGAAAACAACUUGAAACAGUCAGAGAAAAAGUGUACAUCUUUAAGGAAGGAAAAUGAUGAAUUAAAAUUUAAAAUCAAUGAGUUACAAUCUCAACUUCUAAAAAUCAAUCAAAAUAACACUUCAUCUACUAAGAAAAGAAAAAUCAUUCAUUCUGAAGAAUUCCCCGUAGACGAAUAUUCAUUCGACAACAUAAAUAGCUCAAUACUGGAAACAAAAAGUAAUAAACCUAAUACUCGAAGGCAAAAACGAGCAUAA